Messenger RNA from Macaca mulatta (Rhesus monkey), 4431 nucleotides. The record is from RefSeq and is a predicted model, not a curated record. NCBI's taxonomy places the organism in Eukaryota, Metazoa, Chordata, Mammalia, Primates, Cercopithecidae.
GGGGCGUCAUGCUGACGUCAAGCCGAGGCCGCCGCCGCGGGGCCUGGUUAUCGCCGGUUCAGCGCAGCCCGGAGUCGCCCAGGCCUGAACUCCCACCCAGAUCCCCGGCCCCCACUCCGGGCCCGUGAGGACACCGGAGGUCACCCCCCGGGGGUGGGGAGCGGAGCCGCGGGUCAGCUCUGCGAGCGCCCCGCGCUGGCCUGUCCGGCCCCGCCCCCGCCCCGGGCCAUGGCCCAGCCCUUGUCCCGGCCCCUCGUCCUAUCCCGAUCCCCGCCUUGGCCCCCAGUCCCGCCCUCGCCCCGCUUCCCAAAUCGGCCCCAACCCCUGCCUGGGUCUCCAUCCAGGACCCCCUUCCAGUCCCUGCCCCUGGCCUGGCCCCCAUCCCGGCCUCGGCCCUCGUUCCACCCCCUGUCACAAAUCUCAGCCCAGGGCCUGUCCCAACCCCAUUCCCAGUGUUUGCUUAAGGCCCUGGCUCAACCCCGUCCCUUGCUGCAGUCCCCAUCACAGCCCCUCCUUCCAUCCCACUCCCUGCCCUUGUUCAAGCCCCAGUGUCCAGCCCAGCCCAACCCAUUAUCUCAGCUUUUGCCCUCAUCUCUGUGUUUACCCAAGUCUCUCCCGCUAGUCCCCCCCAUCUCUUAUACUCUGCCCCUCUCCCAGCCUAGACUCAAGUCUGGGUUUCAGCUGCCGCCAGCCCUAUUGCUGCUGUUGCUGUUCUCUGUCCUUGGCCCGGGGGCUGGAGGCCUUUUCCUGACUGAUUACUCCACCUGCUCACCCCGCAAGCUGAGUCCUUUCCGCUCCUUUGCCAGCACCGAGCUCUUCCACUUCCAUGUUCCCGAGGACACAUUCCUGGCUGUUUGGAACCUCAUCAUCUUCAAGGAGCAAGGGGGAACCUUUGGGGACCACUGCCCAGACCAAAGUGUGACUGUGUAUUUCCGGUCCGGGGCACCCCCUGUCAUCAAUCCCCUGCAUACACACUUCCCAGGGGACACAGCUGUGCCUGGGGUUUUCUCACUGACCCUCAGCUGGACACUGCCCAACCGCACCUCAGGCAUCUUUAACGUCAGCAGCCCCUUACCUGGGGACUGGUUCUUGGCUGCCCACCUUCCCCAGGCCCAUGGCCACAUCUCUGUCAAGGGUCUCCAGGAUGAGUGUCAGUACCUCCUUCAGCCCCAGCUGAUUGUCCGGCGUUUGCUGGACGUUGCUGUACUGGUUCCUGGCCGGCCCUCAGAGCAAACCCUCUCCCCACACAAUCGCUCAGCACUCUACAAGGUCUUUGUGCCCAGCUUCACUUACAGGGUUUCAGCACAGCUGGCGUGUGUGGGGGGCCGCGGGGUAUCUGCCUGCCCCCUGUCACUGCGUCUGCGUCCCAAAGCCCCACCCCUGCACAACUCAAGCUCUGUGUCCUGUGGAGGUGCCUCGGGAUGCCAGCUGGAGCUGGCACUGCCUCCCUGGGGGCACUGGGUCUACGUGCGUGUGGAAACAUCAUCCCGGGGCCCUGGUAGGACCAUCCGCUUCCAGCUGUGUGUGCGGUUGCAAGAGUGCCCACAGCCCGGCCUGCUUCGAGCCCUGGUCCCUGGAGCUGCCAUGAACAUGCCCCAGUCACUGGGCAACCAGCCACUGCCCCCAGAGCCACCAUCCCUUGGAACCCCUGCGGAGGGGCCUGGGACCACAUCCCCACCCGAGCACUGCUGGCCAGUGCGCCCGACUCUGCGCAACGAGCUGGACACCUUCUCUGUCCACUUCUACAUCUUCUUUGGCCCCAGUGUGGCCCUUCCCCCUGAGCGCCCAGCCGUGUUCGCCAUGAGGCUGUUGCCAGUGCUGGACAGUGGAGGCGUCCUCAGCCUGGAGCUCCAGCUCAACGCGAGCUCCGUGCGCCAGGAAAACGUGACGGUGUUUGGAUGCUUGACCCACGAGGUGCCCUUGAGCCUGGGGGAUGCAGCAGUGACCUGUUCCAAAGAGUCCCUGGCCGGCUUCCUCCUCUCCGUCAGUGCCACUACCAGGGUUGCCAGGCUGCGAAUCCCAUUCCCGCAGACGGGGACCUGGUUCCUGGCCCUUCGCUCCCUGUGCGGGGUGGGGCCUCGGUUCGUGCGGUGCCGCAACGCGACGGCCGAGGUGCGGAUGCGCACCUUCCUGUCCCCAUGCGUGGACGACUGCGGGCCCUAUGGCCAGUGCAAGCUGCUGCGCACACACAACUAUCUGUAUGCAGCCUGCGAGUGCAAGGCCGGGUGGAGAGGCUGGGGCUGCACCGACAGUGCAGAUGCGCUCACCUAUGGAUUCCAGCUGCUGUCCACACUCCUGCUCUGCCUGAGCAACCUCAUGUUUCUGCCACCUGUGGUCCUGGCCAUUCGGAGUCGAUAUGUGCUGGAAGCUGCUGUCUACACCUUCACCAUGUUCUUCUCCACGUUCUAUCAUGCCUGUGACCAGCCAGGCAUCGUGGUUUUCUGCAUCAUGGACUACGAUGUGCUGCAGUUCUGUGAUUUCCUGGGCUCCUUAAUGUCCGUGUGGGUCACUGUCAUUGCCAUGGCUCGUUUACAGCCCGUGGUCAAGCAGGUGCUGUAUUUGCUGGGAGCUAUGCUGCUGUCCAUGGCUCUGCAGCUUGACCGACAUGGACUCUGGAACCUGCUUGGACCCAGUCUCUUCGCCCUGGGGAUCUUGGCCACAGCCUGGCCCACUGGCCCUGUGACAUCCUACCACCUGCCCAGAAGGAAGAGAACCAGAAUUACUGCUGAGCAGCCCCUCUGCGUGUGGGUGCAACGGCGUCUUACGACUCUCAGAAAGCUACUCUAGCGGCCAUCUACCAUUGUCACGCAGUGUCAUGCUCGGUCAUGGCCUGGAAGAUCAGAGUCGCAGAGGGAUAGGACCUGGGGUGUCUCUGAAAAUAACUGCCUGGUUUCACUCCCCAGUUUUAUGUCUCUUAAGAGGCAGAGUGAUGCCUAGAAUGAGCCCUGGACUGGGAGGGCGGGUCCCAGGUUUGAAUCGGGGCCUUUGUUCCUCCUCUGCUGUAUGACUUUGGUCAGAUUUCUCUUCUGAGAAGUGGAGCCAAUUAGGUGAUCUCUGGUACGCUGUAAUCUCUGAAACAUUUCCUCAUAUGUUUCCAGCAACUUCCAACCUAAGGUCUGAUAGACCCAGGGUUACUCUGCAAGCUAACUGUCAUAUCAGUCUCAUUGUCUGGUAAAUCUAAUUUUAACCACUUAAUACUUAUUUUAGGCUUCACAAAUUAUUUUAAAAGAAAAGAAAGGGGCAUAAUAAGAAGGCGGCUUCAGUUACAAUUUCCCCGAAGAGCCUGGAUCCGGGAUUCCUGCUUCACUGCUUUCUGGCUGUGUGGCAGAGAAGAUGAGGAUGGCCCUGGAGUCAGACAGGACCAGGGUCCAAGCCCCAGGUCUUCCAGUUGUUAACAAUGUUCUCAGCCUCAGCUUCCUUACCUGUACCACGGAGAUGGCAGCAUCUCCUUGUGGGCUUGUUUUAAGGAUCCAGUGAGAGGAAGCAUGCAAAGCUCUUAGAACAGAGCCUGGCACUGGUGAAUAGUCAGUGAGCGGUAGAUGGUAUUAUUACCAUCCUGUCCCUGUCCCCCAGCAAAUAUUUUGGCUUUUAAAUGUUUUAAAUGAUUUCAUGAGAAUAAGAAAUGGGUCAGAUGAAUUCUCCUUACCUCCCACCUACUGGCCAUGGCCUAAAUGUCUGUAGGGAGCUGGAGCCAGGUGAGGCGAGCUGAGGUUUGGGAAGUGCCGAGUUCAUUACCAGCAAGUGCACGGUGCUGGGAUGGGCUAGGUUCCCCCUCCCUCACCCUGCCACUGCCUCCCAAGACCUGCCCCUUGUUCCCCUGCCACGUAGACAGUCUGCUUGCUCCCUGCUCUCAGGGAACUCACGGUCCCUGUCCAAUUUAAAGUUCAAACUCUGCAACUACACAAAGGUGCAGGCUUGGCAGCUGUGGGACCUGGGCUUCAGAGACUCCAGGUUCCUCGGCCUGCCCCAGGAGGGCCCUGCUGAGGUAAAGUGGGCAGAGGAGAGAGAGUGAACAGAGAAUCUGAAGACUGGGUCACAUUGCAGUUCUGCCCCUUGGAUGCCAUAGGCUCCAGGCCCAUGAGCCCGGCUUCACUAGGCCUGGGUGUCUGGGUUGUAGAAUGGGGUGUCUCCUUCCAGGAUUGCCGUACGGACCUGGAUUCAUCGAAGCUUAAAGUAAAUUGCUUUGUAAGGUAGGAGACACCAAGUACAGGCGAGGGACUUUGUUAGGUCAGGGAAGUUUUUACAGAUUUCUUUAUUCCUGUUCCCUUCCCUCCCCUUCCUGUCCUUUCACAAUAAAGAAUAACAACUUGACACAGCUUAGAGACUAAAAGUCAUCCUUCAAUAAGAAGUUGCAAAGUUUCCUAUGAUGCUAUGAUUUGUCUUCUGGAUUUUUUAUCAAGAACAUAGGUCGAAGUAAAAAAUGGAAAGGUU